UUACCACACUUUUGCUGGUAAGGUAGAUGCGCGUAUACGGGCAUAACCACAGGAAGAAAAUACUUUCACUGCCAAAGUGCGGUUGGGAGCCUCCGGAAGAACAAGGAGACUAGGCUACAAGUGGGAAUGUCGACGAGGAAGAAGAAGUGAGAGUGAAAUGGAUGGAGGUAUAUCGGUGCAGUACCGUAACGUUCUUCCGACUGUUAUUACUGACUCUAUCGCAGUCACUCGACUAUCCGGCACGAGAUAUUUGGAAGUAUUUGGGUAUUUAGCGGUCCUCUCGAGGCAACAUUUUCACAGUACUGUGUGCGUCUCUCCCGCGCGACUGCAAAUGUCAUCGAACGAUGAAAUCAAUCGGAAUAUCGUUGUUAAUUCUGUUGAGUGAAAACAUUCCUCGAGUGACCGUUCAAUGACUGUUCAUUCAUCGGGCAGUAGUGAUAAAGAAUGAUUAGCACAAUGUUGAAGAAACUGUAGAGGAGUAUCAUCAAGCUUGUUCGACGUCAGGACGGAGCGGUACAGAGAGAGAAAUGAUGCUUCACCGAAAUCAAUGGAAAUAUCAUGAAGAAUAUAAACACUGACGCAUCUUUGGACAUUCGCUGGUUUGAAAAAAUCGGCACGUGGUCACCUGACGUUCCAUUAUGACAGCCAAUGAGAAGAGAAGAAAGAGAAAACGACAACAGCAAGGAUAGAAUAUUCCAAAAAAUUCGCGAAGUAGGGAGACCUUCAUUGAAAAAUGGUCUUCAGCACGAUAGUAGUGACAUCGGCUUUGAAAGGUGCUAUCAGUUUAAUGGGCACAGGUUUAUGGCUCGUGCCACUGCUAAUCGCGGGUCUUUCUUAUUAUCAUUACGAUCAAUUGGACCCCGAAAGUCGACCUAUCGACAGGUACCCUCUGUACUCUGAUUACGACUUCGUCGUGAUCGGUGGAGGAUCAGCCGGGGCGGUAGUUGCCAGUCGACUCUCGGAGAUACCCGAGUGGAACGUGUUGUUGCUGGAGGCUGGUCCGGACGAGAAUGAAAUCACAGACGUGCCAUCUCUGGCCGCGUAUCUGCAACUGACCAAACUGGACUGGAAGUACAAGACCGAACCGACUGGCAAGGCUUGUCUGGCUAUGAAGGGUGGUCGUUGCAAUUGGCCGCGCGGUAAGGUUUUGGGAGGCAGUAGCGUUCUCAACUAUAUGCUGUACGUGCGCGGUAACCGACACGAUUACGAUUACUGGGAGUCGCUGGGUAACCCCGGCUGGGGAUACGACCAGGUCCUUUACUACUAAAAGUCGGAAGAUAAUCGGAAUCCCUAUCUGCAGAAAAGCCCUUAUCACGCGACCAACGGUUACCUAACGGUGCAGGAAUCGCCGUGGAAGACACCUUUGGUGGUCGCUUUUGUUCAAGCCGGCGUUGAAAUGGGAUACGAGAAUAGGGACAUAAACGGUGAACGGCAGACUGGUUUUAUGAUAUCUCAGGGAACUAUUCGCAGAGGGAACAGAUGCUCCACCGCGAAAGCCUUUCUACGACCCAUUCGACUGCGUAGAAAUAUUCACACAGCUAUAAACUGCCACGUGACGAAAAUCGUGAUCGAUCCAUUGACGAUGAGAGCAAUAGGCGUCGAAUUCAUCAGGGACGGUCGCAGACAGCUGGUGAGAGCGCGGAAGGAAGUGAUAUUAUCAGCAGGUGCCAUUAACAGUCCUCAGAUACUGAUGCUGUCGGGGAUCGGGCCGAAGGAGCACUUACGGCACAUCGGUAUUCCCGUUAUAAAGGAUCUUCGGGUUGGCGACAACCUUCAGGAUCACGUAGGCAUGGGCGGUUUGACAUUUCUCAUCGAUAAACCAGUUGCCAUAGUUCAAGAUCGCUUCCAGGCGGCUCCGAUGACGAUGCAUUACGUGGUCAACGGCAGAGGUCCCAUGACGACUUUGGGUGGCGUUGAGGGUUACGCCUUCCUCAACACGAAGUACGCCAAUUACUCGAUUGACUAUCCGGACUUGCAGUUUCACAUGGCGCCGGCGUCUAUUAAUUCCGAUGCGGGAGUGCAGGUCCGGAAAAUUUUGGGGUUUACAGACGAAGUCUACAAUACUGUUUUUAAACCGAUUACCAAUCGAGACGCUUGGACCAUUAUACCCGUGCUGUUGAGGCCCAAGUCUCGCGGCACUAUACGACUCAAAAGCUCCAAUCCCUACCACAGUCCUGUCAUAAACGCGAAUUACUUUACCGACCCUAUGGACAUCGCCAUCUUAGUGGAGGGUGCAAAGAUCGCGAUUAAGAUCAGCGAGGCGAAAGUAUUCAAGCAAUUUGGCUCGAGGCUUCAUCGUAUCAAAUUGCCUGGGUGUAGACAAUUCAAAUUCGGCUCCGAUGCCUACUGGGAGUGCCACAUUCGACACAUCUCCCAAACGAUCUAUCACCCGGUGGGCACCGCUAAAAUGGGACCACCUAGUGAUCCCACCGCUGUAGUGGAUUCGAGAUUGAAGGUUUACGGUAUCGCGGGUCUUCGAGUCAUCGACGCGUCUAUCAUGCCAACGAUAUGUAGCGGUAAUACAAAUGCUCCUGUCAUCAUGAUCGGCGAGAAAGGUGCCGAUCUCAUCAAGCAAGAUUGGUUACGACCAUCGUCGAUAAUUAAUCGCGAAAGUAUGUACUAGCAAAAAAUGAACUGACCAGAAGAAAGUUACUUGGAUUUAACUAUACAAUAGUAAUUUUUUUUUAUAAAGGUGCUCUCUUUUUAAAUAAGCAUUGCUUUGAUAUUAUAUUAGUAUAAAUCGAGCUAUCAAAAAUUUUGUAAUACGAUACGCUGUGAUUUUGAUAUAUCUGAUUGACUACAUUGUAAUAUGGAUUACAAAGUUAUAUAAUUUUAAAAAUAAUAAAUUAGUAAAAAAUUA
This is a messenger RNA of Nylanderia fulva, 2860 nucleotides long. NCBI's taxonomy places the organism in Eukaryota, Metazoa, Arthropoda, Insecta, Hymenoptera, Formicidae. The record is from RefSeq and is a predicted model, not a curated record.